Messenger RNA from Penicillium longicatenatum, 273 nucleotides. RefSeq lists its product as uncharacterized. NCBI's taxonomy places the organism in Eukaryota, Fungi, Ascomycota, Eurotiomycetes, Eurotiales, Aspergillaceae. The record is from RefSeq and is a predicted model, not a curated record. The coding region runs from base 1 to 273 and encodes 90 amino acids. Gene Ontology annotation, molecular function: carbonate dehydratase activity; zinc ion binding. The transcript has 3 exons.
AUGAUUAUACAUCAUACAGAUUGCUCAGCUGAGCUCUUUUCCAACGCGGAAGUUUCUCAGGCGUUGAUUGGGCGUGUUCCAGAUGCCAGUGAUAUCGUUGAGGGCCUUGGACUUCCCGGAUAUAAUGAUCUAGAGCGCAGCGUUCAAGAGGACGUGCAGCUUGUCAAACAGUCACAACUUGUUCGCAAAGCGCUUGCUGACCGAACUCGAGGGUUUAUUUAUGAUCUUAAGUCUGGGGAGGUUCGGCCAGUAUCGGAUAGAAGCGCAGCUUGA